Lonchura striata (white-rumped munia) is the source of this 1468-nucleotide messenger RNA. It is a transcript of the gene CHAD, whose product is annotated as chondroadherin. The record is from RefSeq and is a predicted model, not a curated record. Gene Ontology annotation, molecular function: protein binding. Gene Ontology annotation, cellular component: plasma membrane. Lineage: Eukaryota; Metazoa; Chordata; Aves; Passeriformes; Estrildidae.
CUCCCACCCGUCACUCUCCUCCUCCCGCUUCUCUUCCCACCACACUUAAUUCCAGAUCUGACCAUGAAUGGGUCAGGCUUCCUCCUCACUGUCCUCAGCCUGCUGGCAUGUCUCGUCUCCACCAUGCAGGCAUGUCCCCCCAGCUGCCACUGCCACGGCGGAGACCUGCAGCACGUCAUCUGUGACAACGUGGGGCUGAAGAAGAUCCCCAAAGUGCCCGAGCAGACGCGGCUUCUCAACCUGCAGAGGAACAACUUCCCCAUCCUGCCCACCAACGGCUUCCGUGACAUGAAGAAGCUGGUGUCCCUGCACCUCCAGAGCUCUCGCAUUAAGGAGAUCUCCACUGGAGCCUUCCGGGGGCUCAAGAGCCUGGUCUACCUCUACCUCACUGACAAUCAGAUCAGUGUCAUAAAGCCAGGAGCCUUUGAUGAUCUCUCUGAUCUCACCUACCUGUACCUGGACAAGAAUAAGAUCCCAGACCUACCCAAGGGGCUCCUCUCCCCUCUUGUCAACCUCUUCAUCCUGCACUUGGGCAGCAAUAAAAUCCAGGAGCUGAAACCAGGGGUCUUCAAUGGGGCUAAAGAUCUGCGCUGGCUCUUCCUCUCCGAUAACUCCCUCACCAACCUCCUACCUGGGGCCAUGGAGGAUGUAGAAAACCUUGCUGUCCUCCACCUGGACAAGAACCAGCUGAGCAGCUACCCUGUGAAUGCAAUGAGUAAGCUGAGAGUGCUGGAGGAACUCAAACUUUCUCACAACCCAAUUGAGGUCAUCCCUGACAACGCCUUCCAGUCCUUUGGGCGAUACCUGCAGACACUCCACCUGGACAACAUGAAACUGAAGAAGUUUGCAGACAAUGCGUUCGCCGGCGUGACCGCGCUGAAAACCGCCCAUGUGGAGAACAACCGGCUCACCCAACUGCCCCGAAACUUCCCUUUUGACAAGAUGGAGACGCUGACAAUCUCCCGAAACCCCUGGCACUGCAGCUGCCAGCUGGCACCUCUGCGCAAGUGGCUGAAAGGGAACCGCACCCGUGCUGAGGACAGCUGCUCCACGCCAGCCCAGUACCGGGGACAGCCCAUCAGGGACACCCCGGCCCUCCGCUCCUGCAAGCUGCCCACCAAGAGGUCCAGGAAGGGGAGCCGCCAUUAAACACCAGGCUCCAGCAUGGCCCGUCCUGGUGACCGGUCACUUCAGCCAUCAGAAAACUACUGACUUCCGAGUCCUUCCUUGAGCUUCUCCUACCUGUCAGGAAAUACUCCUGACAUAUAUGAACACCUGCAGCCUCCUCUGAAUCCCUGCUUCUCUGCUGAUCACAAGGAUGGAAUCCACCUUCUCAGUCUUUUCCGACAUCUAUGUAUUUUAAAAGAGGCCUUUUUGAAAACUAAACUAUGCAUGCCCAUACUAAGACAAGCUAGGCUAGAUCCUGCUGGUAGAACAGUCAUCUUUCCCAGAAGAAACAUAACCCACA